This is a messenger RNA of Melanotaenia boesemani (Boeseman's rainbowfish), 1282 nucleotides long. Its product is annotated as PHD and RING finger domain-containing protein 1-like. NCBI's taxonomy places the organism in Eukaryota, Metazoa, Chordata, Actinopteri, Atheriniformes, Melanotaeniidae. The transcript has 7 exons. The record is from RefSeq and is a predicted model, not a curated record. The coding region runs from base 315 to 1106 and encodes 263 amino acids.
ACUUCUUAUAAUGUUGUUGGAAGCGCAACACAGUGCAUGUUAGCUAAAAGGCCAACAGUUAAAUAAAACCCCCUUUUCAACAUUUUAGCGCCGCACUCGUCGUGGCUCCAUUAUGACGUUGGCUAUUAGCUAACGCUAGCUGACUAGCCGUUGCAGUUGGUUUUAGCUAACUUUUCAGUUUUGUUUUUCCUCCAUAUUUGCUAGCACCAGCUUGCAGAGCAUUAAGCUAACUGGAGACUCUUUAUAAGUCUCAUUUCCCACAUUUAACUGUCUCAAAUCUUAUGUAAAUACCUGUUUUGCCCUGCAAAUUUAACAUGAACGCACAGAACGCAGCUGGCGAAGAAAAGGAAGCUUCUGUGUCUAAUUCAGAGAAAUGUUAUAUCUGUCUGAGUCCCUUUGAAAAGCAAACAGUGGGCUCUCUGGAGACCUGCCUGCAUGUCUUUUGUCUUGAAUGUAUUCUUCUGUGGUCUCAGACAGCCAACACCUGCCCAGUGGACCGGAUCAGCUUUGCUGUCGUCCACCAGAGACGGUGUCCUGGAGGGGACAUUCAGAGGAAGAUCAAAGUAAAGACACAGAGAAAGGAUGCUGAUGAGGAAGAGGAGGAGAGCAGUGCAGUCAUCUGUGAGGAAUGUGGACGCAGCGACCGGAGGGACCGGAUGCUGAUGUGCAUUCGCUGUGACUCGGGGUAUCACAUGGACUGCUUGACACCAUCAUUUAACACAGGCCCUGAAGGUGACUGGACUUGUCCUGAGUGUGCUGUCAUUCCUCUUCAUACAGAGAGCUUCACGUUGGAGGAAGAAAUUAGUGAUGGAGAGCUAACAGACCUCUUAGCUGAAGUGGAUGAAACUUCUUCUCCCAGCAGUCGCUUUCGGGCUUCUACCAUAAAUCGUUCCAGCAGCUUCCCUGAAAGACGAAGGAGCGCGAGGAUCCAGAGAAGAGCCGACAGCGGUCCGAGGCCUCGACAUCAAACCACCUGGCAUGUACCAAAGUACCUGUUACGGGCAUCGAGGCCUGCAGGCUCAGCUCAGGAACCUGGGAAUCCCAGCGACAUCAGCACAGCUUCAGUCAAUUUAAAGAUGAAAAGAAGAGGGAAGCGUGCAACCUGAAAGCAGAAAGUUAAGCAUGAGCCACCCAGGUGCUCUUGUCAGAACUCACCACUAGGUGGCAGCAUUGCAUCAACAGAAUGUCUAUUAGGGGUUCUUCUUCACAAAGAUGCUGUUUCUGUUUGCUGUCAGGUUGUUUUGUUAUUUUCAAUAAAAACUAUGAGAAGACCAAAACCAGA